AAUCCUCCCGAUUUUCCCACAAGCAGCCCUAUCGGGCCUUGUCCACGUGACCGCAUCGCCCGUAUUGGUCCCUCGACUCCUCCUUCCACACCAAUGGCGUUGCGACGAACCCCCGGAUUGGCCGCCAAAAGCGUCCUUAAUUCAGCUCGUUAAAUAUAAAUUGGAUAAAGUAAUAAUGUCAGAAGUCAGUUUGUCCAGAACUGUGUAGCCAAUUUGGUUCAUUAAGCAAUUGCCAAUCAAGAUUAAGUGAUUGUUUUGAUUUUCGAGAGUUAAUUGGGAAAAUGGAAGGUGCCCCUUUCGACGAAUCAUUUGAUUACAACAACCAGCCCUUGCCAAGUCUCAACUCCACGCUUUUGCAAAACAAAAACCAGGAGAAUUUGAACGUGCAUUCGAUACAAGUGAUGUUGGGGUUGCAACAGCAACACGAUAUGUUUGGAAACAUGGGCUCGCCCAUGGAAUAUAAAGGGUCGCCGCAGAAGUUGGAUGGUUCGCCCAUGCACCAGGAGCUGGGGAUGUUCCAAGGGAUGGAAGGCGGUGGGCAGAAGCGCAAGGAGGAGGUUUUGCUGCAGUCGCAGAGCUUGAGCUCCACGGAGAUUGGGAAUACGACCACCACGCAAAAGAAGAAUGAGAAGAAAAAGGGGGAUAACAACGGGGUCAAGAAGAAAAAGACAAGGACCACAUUCACCGCCUUCCAGCUCGAGGAGCUGGAACGUGCCUUCGAGCGCGCCCCAUACCCCGACGUGUUCGCCCGCGAGGAGUUGGCCCUCAAGCUCAGCCUCAGCGAGUCGCGGGUGCAGGUCUGGUUCCAGAACCGGCGCGCCAAGUGGCGCAAACGCGAGCCCCCACGCAAGACCGGCUACAUCAGCUCCAACACCCCCAGCUCCACCAUCUCCACCAACUUCAACACCACCAUCCCCUUCACCCAGACCAACACCCUCAACUCCUCCGCCCCCGUGGACACGUGGAGCUACCAGUCGACGUACGACCUGGGGCCGCACCUCAACCUCCUCAACUCCUCCUCCACCCCGUACUCGAACUUCGGCUCGCCGCAAAACGGCUAUUCGUACGUUUUGAAUUCGCACGAUUCGCAGCUGUUUGGCGCGCCGAUGCGCGCGCACGAGUACACGCCGCCGCUGGCCAAUCAGAGCCCGCCGCUCGGGCGGGAGUACUCCAUGCUUCAAACUCAUUCGCCGACGGGGGACAGCGACUCGAUUGGCGCCAAAAUCGAAUAUGUGAAUCACACGUUGAAUGCGUCGCCGGAACGGUACGCGAACAUGUCGCCGAAGUACGAGCCGAGUUACCACGAGGAUGGACGAAUGAAAGAGGUGAAGAAUGAACACGGGAAUCAGACUUAUGUGACCUUGCCCCCUUUUCUGAAUUAGCCAAAAUUGUAAAGAGACGGUUUUUUUAGAGUUUUGUACAGAUUUUUGUGUUCCUUUUUGAAAUUUUGGCUAAGGCAGGAUAGUUAUGUUGUACCUCACGUGUGUGCCAUUUUUAUCCAUUUCUAGACGUAUUCUCGUUGUAAUCUUGCCAUUGAGUAUUUUUAUAUUUACAAUAAAAAUGACAAACAAUU
This is a messenger RNA of Tribolium castaneum (red flour beetle), 1573 nucleotides long. It is a transcript of the gene repo, whose product is annotated as reversed polarity. Gene Ontology annotation, molecular function: RNA polymerase II transcription regulatory region sequence-specific DNA binding; DNA-binding transcription factor activity, RNA polymerase II-specific. NCBI's taxonomy places the organism in Eukaryota, Metazoa, Arthropoda, Insecta, Coleoptera, Tenebrionidae. Bases 282 to 1382 code for a protein of 366 amino acids. The transcript is spliced from 2 exons. The record is from RefSeq and is a predicted model, not a curated record. Gene Ontology annotation, biological process: regulation of transcription by RNA polymerase II.